AUGGAAAUGAUCGUGGGAUCUGAGGCCAAUGUAAGUCUUCAGCCCUGGUCGAGGCGUGACAAUGGUGAAUUUACGGUGCAUGAUCAACUGAGAGAUCUUGGAAGGAGCAUUUUUUGCCAAGGACAACUGCUUGAGAAAUGUAGAGGACCAUGGGACUACAACUAUGAGGGAGUCCCAAGAGUAGUAAGAGAUCUAGAGAGACGCCCCUGGUUCCACGACUUUUUGGGGGCAGCUUCUAGCGGAGAUUCCAAGUUUUCUGAAGUGAGAUGGCUUGAGUGGAGCGAUCCUGGAAACGAUGCGUCUCUUUCGACGAUCAACUUGCAUUUGCCAAAAUUAUCGGUGCUGGACUUAUGGGGAGAAUUCACAGAGAAUUGGGAAGGAUGGAAUUCAUUCAAGGCGUCAAAGCAGCUUAAAGUUCUCUGCCUUCGAGGUUGUCAUAAUUUAAGAUGUACUCCUGAACUCUCAGCUUUCACGCAGUUGAAAAUUCUCCUAUUGAACUCUUGUGAUGGAUUGGAGGAUCUCCACCCUUCUAUUGGCAAACUCACAAGCCUCGUUUCCUUGGACUUGCGUUUCUGUACAGGUCUCAAGGAGCUACUAGAGGAGGUGGGUGGAUUAAAAGAUUUAGAAGAACUUCUUUUAGAUCACUCUGGUAUUACAACAAUUCCUUCGUCUAUUGGUUCUUUGAGGAAAUUGAAGACACUGAGUGCCUUCGAUGUGUGGGUCACUGAGAGAAAUCCCCAGCUCAAUUGGGGAUUUACAGAAUUUGCAAGACCUUAACUUGCGUGGUACUGCGAUCGAAAAGCUUCCCAGUGCUAUUGGAGGGUUGAAAAAUCUGCAGUUUCUAAGUCUCAUUUGGUGCAGUAGUCUGAAAGGGGCAAUUCCAAGUGAAAUUGGUGACUUGCCUUCC
This is a messenger RNA of Eucalyptus grandis, 907 nucleotides long. RefSeq names its product disease resistance protein RUN1-like. NCBI's taxonomy places the organism in Eukaryota, Viridiplantae, Streptophyta, Magnoliopsida, Myrtales, Myrtaceae. The coding region runs from base 1 to 777 and encodes 258 amino acids. The transcript is spliced from 5 exons. The record is from RefSeq and is a predicted model, not a curated record.